GAUCCUCCAUUCAAUGCUUACCCUGCUGUUAUAGGGGCCGGUGUAGCUGGCAUGAUUGUUGCAGCUGUAGCAAGCCUUUUGGUGUUUCAGUACAUUGUGAGGAACCGGGAGAACAACCCAAGACUUCAUGACCUGUUUUUCAGACCCAGAGGCCAAGCCGAAGCUAGAGAGAACAUCAGAAAUCCAGAAGAUGCAGAGACUGCAGCAGAUGCUGAAGAAGGAUCAGAUGGAGCAGGAGUCUCAGCGGCUGAUUUACCAGCCCCCACAGCAGCCUCUGAUGCAGCUGUUCCUACUGCUCCAGACAAUGAAGAUGUUCCUUUAUCCCAACUUUCAGUAGCAGACCUGCCUGCAGAUGCUCCAGUCAAUGUAACCAUCACAGUCACAGCAACUCCCUAGCAGCCACAUGGACAGACAAUGUUAAUAUGAGGGCAAUUCUAGUUCCUUUGCCAGAUACUAUUUGCAUCAUUUAUAAUCAUUUUGAGAAAGGGGAACAAUUAUUUGAAAGGUUGAAAUAAAGAAAUCUUUUUUUGGAAACUUGAUUUCAUAUGAAUCAUUGAGAAUGAUCAAAAGUAAACUGAUCCACAUCUUAAGUAUUCUUUAGUCACAUGUACACCCUGUCUAUUGAAAUAGGCUGCUGUGGGAACCCUGAAGCUACUACCACCUUUGAGGUGGUAGUAGGUUUACUGCAUAAGCAACAUUUUUAACAUGAGGUGGGAUGAGGGCAGCACCGUUAUCACAGUGAUACACGGCUGUAGCACUUCAUAGAUUAAACCCAUUGAUUGCAUAUCUGUCUAACAUCUCAAUUCAAAGUUAUUAAUACAAAGUUGCUAAUCUUUUUGCUGUUAAAACAACCCCUACCCUCUAUUAUUCUAGGAAGUAAAUGCUGGAACAGUGUUGGUAGGAUUUGUUUCCAUUCCAGUGUAAGAUGUUGGACACUGAUGUUUGGUGAUCAGACCUUACUCACAUCUGCACCCCAAGACCCCAAGCUGUAGCCACAAAGUAGGAAGCACAAGAUUGUCUAGUAUGUCACUGUAUAAUGCAGUGGUUUAAACAGACAAUAUCAACAAAUAAAAGGGUUGUGCACAUUUUUGGCCACAUAGUGUAUUUCCCACUUGUACUUUAUCUUUAAAAGUGCUCAUAAACUAAAUUGAGGCAGACAAUUUAAAUUUUUGUAAUGCUUGUAACUUUGGUCACUAUUGUCUUAUAUUAAGCAUAUGAUACAAUUGCUAUCUUUAGAAUUUUUAUAUAACUAUAAAUUCCCAUAGCAACCAAUUUGCAGUCAGUUUAUCCUGGUUUCAGGAACAGGAAUCCUGAAGACCUGCAUUGGAUUGGUUGCCACUGGACAGACAUGGGUAAGUUUUAUACCAGUGACUAAAUAUAACCCCUGACAUGCUUUAAUUAUCUGAUAUGAAGUAUUACAUAGUGUGCCCUUCUGAAUGCUGAACUGAAUGUAAAUCCUUAUUUGCAUAUUGAAAUUUGAGGAAAAAAAACAAGGCUACAUAACUUAAAGGAGAACUAAAGCGUAACAAAACGGUAGGGUAGAAAAGCCUCAAAUUAUGUUUUGGGUUUAUGUACCAGGCCAAGGCAACCACAGCCCUUUAGCAGUGAAGCUUAAUUCCAAUUCCUUUGCUCUGUCAUCGUUCCUCGCAACACACAUACAAAAAUAAACAUGAAUGGAUACAGUAGAUACCAUACGCUGAAUGAAAAGUUAAAUAGCACCCGGAAGGCAUUAAAACCGAACAAUCAUUAAUACUAUAGCAACAAAUUAAGGCAACACUACCAUAAAAAAAUCUGCAAUUCCAAGUUGUGGUUUCUGUGGCCUCCACCCCCACCCAUCACUCCUUCAGAAAUCCUUCCUUUAUGAUCUCAAAUUUUCUGAAUUCUGAAUCUCUGGAUUUAAUAAUAAUUUGUUUGCUUUAUCUCAGAUUAAAAAUUCAUCCUAAUUGUGAUAACUCAGGGUUUUUCUUAUGGGGACAACACAAAUUUAUAUAACUGCAGCAGUAUAAUAUACAUAUAAUCCUAAAGGUACUUCCAGUAAUGAUGUUUGAAAUGAAUGAGGCCCGGCGUUAGUAUGAUCAGCCUGUGAGGCCUUCGUGGAAAUGGGCUAUCGCUCUGCUCCUUAAUGAACAAAGGUCUCAACACAGCAAUGUAAAUUAUGUUAUUUUUUUUCAAUAGUUUGUGGAAAUACCUAAUACUAUAGUCUAUGAAACCUUCCGUUACUUAUAAUUAAGCAAAAGAUUUAGCACUAGCUUUAAAUUACAUUGCACAAAAAGACCAUAGAAAUAAAUACUUAUUUUGUCAAUGAUAUUGGAACAACUGAAAUCGCUGUUUUUUUGCAACUUACUCUUUCCUUAUUAAAUACAAGAAUGAACUAUACCAUCUAUGUACUAUAGCUUUAUAUAUUGUCAGUUAUAUAUGAUGUACAGUAAAUGACUGAUACAAAGCUUCAGAAUUUUUUAAAUUCCCUGUUAAUAUGUUCUUUCUGUUUGGAAAUAUU
This is a messenger RNA of Xenopus tropicalis (tropical clawed frog), 2497 nucleotides long. RefSeq names its product V-set and immunoglobulin domain containing 10 like 2 gene 2 (gene vsig10l2.2). The transcript is spliced from 4 exons. The record is from RefSeq and is a predicted model, not a curated record. The coding region runs from base 52 to 396 and encodes 114 amino acids. Lineage: Eukaryota; Metazoa; Chordata; Amphibia; Anura; Pipidae.